ACGUUGCACCCGACAUUGAGUCCAUACUCUCCCGCCGCCCCCCGCGCACCCAUUCUGCAGAAGAUAAAAGGGUCCAUUCUUCCCCAUUCUCAACAUGGGAUAGCCGAAGUGACGACCUCCUUUGUCACCCCACCCGGAACCUAAACCUUCACUCUCGAUACCUAUACUUGCAUUACGGCAUACUGUCUAUGGGUAUCUUUUAUUGUUGUAUGUGAAAAGAUUAAAGUUUUUUGGAUAUGGAAUCUUUAGUUGAGGCAACGUCAGGUGCAGUUGGAUCAUUGGUAAGCACCACAAUUUUGUAUCCUCUCGAUACUUGCAAGACAAAGUACCAAGCCGAAAAUCGCGCCCACAAUAACCAAAAAUACAGGAAAAUCUCAGAUGUCCUGUGGGAAGCAAUUUCCACAGGUCAAGUACUUUCACUGUACCAGGGACUAGGGACGAAGAAUUUGCAAUCUUUCAUUUCAUCAUUUAUCUACUUCUAUGAAUACAGCUUCUUCAAAAGACUCUACCUGAAGAAAAGUGGAUCUAAAUCUAUAGGAACAAAAGUUAACUUGAUUAUAGCAGCUGCUGCUGGUGCAUGCACGGUUGUAUUGACACAGCCUCUGGAUACAGCAUCUUCAAAAAUGCAGACAAGUACUUUUGGGAAAUCCAAAGGACUUUGGGAAACCCUCUCGGAAAACACUUUGAGCGAGGCAUUUGACGGUCUAGGCAUUUCUGUUCUUCUUACAAUAAAUCCUUCCAUUCAGUACACAGCUUUUGAUCAAUUAAAGCAGAGAUCAUUGAAGGAUAGCAUGAGCAAAAAUAGAGAUGGCGUAUCGUCUCGAGCAGCUCUUUCUGCGUUUUCUGCUUUUAUGUUAGGUGCAGUCUCAAAAUGCAUUGCUACCUUUGUAACUUAUCCAGCAAUAAGGUGUAAGGUGAUGAUUCAGUCAGCUGAGUCAGACGAAGACGAGGAGGAUAUAGCUCAACCAAACUCGCGAAAAACAAUUUUGGGGGCAGUCCGUGCCAUUUGGAAAAAAGAAGGCAUACUCGGCUUUUUCAAAGGGUUACAAGCCCAAAUACUGAAGACUGUCCUUAGCUCAGCAUUGCUUUUGAUGGUAAAGGAGAAGAUCACAAAGACUACAUGGGUCCUAAUGAUUGCACUGAAGAGGUUUAUGAUCAUACCUAGGACCAGGUUGAAGAACUCUUGAAAUUAGAUAAUGCGUGAACCUCAGUGUGAAUCCCAUAUUAGUGCAGAGAGAGGCUUUAAGUUUUGUUACAUUCAGUAACUUUUGAAAUAUGCAAUAAAGUUUAGGGAUUAGAACCCUUAAAAUGACCAUUAGAGGGUAAUUUAUUUAUAUCUUUUUUCUUGAAGAACAUAAUUUGUAAAAUUGCCUCCCAGGGGUGCUGUGGAUUUAGAAUUAAAAUUUUUUCUAAUAACACCCGUGAUAACGGUUGACCUCGUUAUUUGCU
Olea europaea var. sylvestris is the source of this 1449-nucleotide messenger RNA. Its product is annotated as peroxisomal adenine nucleotide carrier 1-like. Gene Ontology annotation, biological process: peroxisome organization; ATP transport; fatty acid beta-oxidation. Lineage: Eukaryota; Viridiplantae; Streptophyta; Magnoliopsida; Lamiales; Oleaceae. Gene Ontology annotation, molecular function: ADP transmembrane transporter activity; ATP transmembrane transporter activity. The transcript has 5 exons. Gene Ontology annotation, cellular component: peroxisomal membrane. The record is from RefSeq and is a predicted model, not a curated record. The coding region runs from base 237 to 1187 and encodes 316 amino acids.